Rotaria sordida is the source of this 228-nucleotide messenger RNA. NCBI's taxonomy places the organism in Eukaryota, Metazoa, Rotifera, Eurotatoria, Philodinida, Philodinidae. The record is from the annotation of a GenBank genome assembly.
AUGGUUACGUUGGAAUCUGAUGAUACAGGAAUAGAAAUAAUGCCAUCAAAACAAGGACUGAAUUGGAUACCAAUAAUAAUAAUUGUGGGAUCAAUAAUAAUUGUGGGAUCAAUUAUUCUUCUUCUUAUUAUUGGUUUAAUUAUUCUAUUUUUACGUAAACGACGUGGUGCUAAUCGUGGUUAUAAUCCAACAGCAACCGGUGACGUACGAACAACAACUCAAUCAUAA